Molecule: messenger RNA, 165 nt
Organism: Acaulospora colombiana
Lineage: Eukaryota; Fungi; Glomeromycota; Glomeromycetes; Diversisporales; Acaulosporaceae
Source: the annotation of a GenBank genome assembly
AUGUUGCCCGAGCAAAACCCUAUAGAAAAUGUAUGGCGAAAUGAUGGUUCCGAAGUCCAGAGGGAUACUAUAUUAAAUGAAUUAAUCGAAAUAAUUGAUGAAUUGGACAGUGACGCUGAAUCAAUUAUCGGAGAUAAGUGUGAAGAAAUUGAGAUGCUUACGCAG